Molecule: messenger RNA, 529 nt
Organism: Mya arenaria
Lineage: Eukaryota; Metazoa; Mollusca; Bivalvia; Myida; Myidae
Product: placenta-specific gene 8 protein-like
Exons: 4
Coding region: 1-351 (116 amino acids)
Source: RefSeq, a predicted model, not a curated record
AUGAACACCAUAGUGGUAACCCAGCAGCCGCCGCGCAGACGGAUGCUGAUCGGAUCCGUCGAUGGCCACAGGGAUUGGAAUAGCGGGAUAUGUGCUUGCUUCGCCGAUUCCAAACCAUUGACGAUGACGUACUGCUGCCUGGCGUGCGUAGUCUGUGACAUCUCGAACCGGAUGGGAGAAUGUUUGUUUGUGCCCUGGUUUGUCCCCUUGGGUUUAAUUGCUCUCAGGGCUAGAAUAAGGACGCUUGGAGGUAUCAGGGGAUCCAUCUGCGGCGACUCCAUUGUGUUGUCGUGCUGUCCUCUAUGUGCCAUUUGUCAGAUGCAGAGAGAACUUGAAGCUAUGGGCCUCUAAAUUGACCAGCAAUCCGAGCCAUUCAUGUUAGUGAUAUGAUCUGGAAGAGAUAUCAUAAUGAUCAUGUUUCUCGCACAUAAAAAAGAGCAUGAAUGUUUUAGUUUUGUAAUCGGAGAACUUUUGUAUAAUUUAAAAGAAUGUCUGUAUCUGUGUUUAUUACAUAAAAUGUAAAAAGACA